AGCCCUCCUUCUUCCGUGCUCACCACCGAGCCUUCCGGCGCCGGCUGCCCAGCGAUCUGAGGAAUCCGCUCAUGGAACCGAACUUGCACUUCUGGAUCCGAGAAAGCCAAUCUUUUGUCCAAAGAUUUCUUCACUGGCUUGACAUACUAGACCCAGCAAAUGUACUGCUCUCUCAUGAAAAAAUAAAAGCUGCAAGAGAACUGUUAAGGAGUGAACAGACACCUAAAGAUCAUACAGAGGACCAAAAGAUACAGAAAGCCUGGAAACAGAGCCUGGCAACAGUGCAUCCUGAUACUGGGAGUGUAAUUCCUAUGUUAUUUAGGCCUGCAGCUUUCUUGCCUAUUACCGGACCUUUGGUAUUCCUAUUUCUGCAAAAAUAUAAAGGAAUAAAGGCUGCUCUUUUCCCUCAGUUUUUCAUCCAUGCAUAUAAUACUGAAUUCAGCAUAACAAAUGGAAAUGUAAUUCAUGCAAAAUACUCUCUUGAACAACAACUUCUUGGGAUGACUACAAUUAUUUCUACAACAUUUUUUGGAAUAUCCCCUCUUUUGUUGAUGAAUCGAUACACAUUAAAAGGAUCUGCUGUUCAGGAUGUUGUUACCAAAAUAUUGCCUAUCCCCUUUCUGGCCUUUUUAAGUACAUUUAAUGUGGUGGUGAGCAGAAGCCAUGAGUACCAGAAUGGAAUUCGAGUCAUGGACAAGAAUGGGAAUGUUGUAGGAUUGUCACAGGAAGCUGGGGCAAAGGCAGUUGGAGAAACGCAUUGUCUAGAGGUUUGCUCUUUGGGACUUCAAUGCUUCUUUCAAGUGUCUUUUCAUACUUUUUGGAAAGGACCAACCUUGUCCGUCAAAAUCCAAAGCUUCUGAUGGUCAUGAAGUUAAAUGUGACUCUUCUGGUAAUGGGAUUGAUGGUACCAGUUUCAUUUUGUCUGUUUCCACAGACAGGACAGAUACAGCGAAGCUCUCUAGAACCAAAAAUCCAGUCCUUGACAGAGGAAACAGAUCUCUUUUAUAACAGAGGACUUUAAAGACCAGUUUGAAAUUUCAACAUGGCUUGUCUUCUCACAGAACUUAUUCACAGAGGCUUAGAAUUAGAAGGAAGCUAGAGCAGACCAACCCUGUACCUGAGUACCCAAAAAAGUCCCUCCCCUAAAAUACUAUUUUCUCAAGAUUCCAGGCUUAUAUGUCUAUGCCUUUUCUCUCUGUGAAAUUGAUAACAGUGAAGCUUUAGGGUCUUUGUAUGUCACAGAUAGCAAUCUUUUUUGAGAUAUGGAUCAACCUCAAGAGCUGUGGAAGUCACUUUCAUUCACUGUCUGGAGACCUAGCUGAUCAAGAUACUUUACACCAAUAGAGAGCUUGAAGGAAAGAACAAAGUUGCUCUGCCUUAGCUGGAUCCUCAGCCAGCACUUAAUAUCAUUUUUUGGCUCUAGCACAGUUUCCAUUUACUUGGGAGGCUGGAAUCAGAAUCAGAUCACUGUGUCAAACAAAUUUAGUAUAUUUUUGUCAUUGGGUGGGAGAUAUAUGUGUGUGUGUUUAUAUGUAUGUAUAUUUAAAAAAAACACAGGGUUGGGGAGAGGAGAGAAUUUGUUUAGUUUUACACAUUGAACCCCCAAGAGGUUGUACCUGUCCUGUGAUGGAAUUUUUUUUAUAGAUACUCCUCUGAAAUUACUAUUUAUUAAAAUUUUUAUAAAACCUA
Molecule: messenger RNA, 1689 nt
Organism: Phascolarctos cinereus (koala)
Lineage: Eukaryota; Metazoa; Chordata; Mammalia; Diprotodontia; Phascolarctidae
Source: RefSeq, a predicted model, not a curated record